AUGAAGACUGGCAAAGAGAAAUGGAAGCGGAAAACAUAUUGCGCCGACCCCAAAUACAUUGAGAAGAAGACUGGAUGCAGGAGAAAGACCCUGAUGAAAAAUUUAGAAGCAAUAUCCAUACCUUACUACAAGCCUGCCCUAUACACAACAUACAAUCCCUGGUAUAUACCCAACAAGUUGGAGAAUAGCAUGUCUCCAUACUUGGGCACGACUGGUCCUGUCACAUUUGGAGGUCAGGUCAGAGAAAUCACAUCAUACUCAGAACCACCUACACCAAUUUCCGUGACUCAAUCACCAACAUUUUCAACCCAUAACACAUUGCCAGCCAUCACACAAUUACCAGCAGUCAUACUGCCAACGACUUUCAACGUGCCAGCAACAAACAGCAUGCCAUCGACUUUGUCAGUGCCAGAAACGCCCAUGCCAUUUAUUAUGGCAUCUGCAACAGUACCGUAUCCGUCAGAGAGUAAUAGUAUUGAGUCUGGGUUGCCACUUCCAAAUACUGUGAAGUUUAGUGGCAAAGUGCCAGCAUCUGGUAGAUUAACAUCAGCACAAAGUAUUCCAUAUGGCGUACCAAACAGACCAAUACCCAGCUCAAGAAUACCAAAUGGCAUGCCAAUAGGCAGAGGUAUACCAAAUGGCGUGGCCAACAACGCAAUGAGAAGUUUACCAAAUGGCAUGGCCAAGAACGCAAUCGGAAGAAGCUUGCCCAUAUCUGCCAACAACAUGGGUAAAGGAAUAUUCCUGAACCGCCAGACCUAUGCAAACGCUCAUUAUGCAAAUAACUAUUUGCCUAACAAAGCUAAUAAUAAUAUGGUGAGGGCAAACUUGGCAAAUAUAAGAUCUAAUAUUGUAGAACCUAAUUUUGCCACACCUGUGAUGCCAGAAAUUAAAGCAGUAGAAAACUUGGCAAAUGCUAAUUUGGUGCAAAGUGUUGGCAUGACUGGCAUGCCAAAAGUGGCAAAUUUAAACUUUGGCAGUAAUCCUAUUCCUGUGACUGUUACAAGUGGUAACCAUGGCAACUUGCCUGUUGGUUUAAAUAUACUAGCAGAUAACUUAGAAGUGCGUGGCUCAGUGGCAGUGACUGGUAGAAUGCCAAUUUAUGGCACUGUGACUUUGAAUGGCAGUGUGCCAAAUGAUGGCAAGGCGUCUGUGAAUUAUAGUUGCGGUUCACCAGCAAUAUAAUAGUUUAAUGUGAUGUUAGUUUAAUAAUUUAUUUUUGUAAUAAAGUUUUUUUAUUUAUUUUACUUUGUGAAUUUUAUUGUCAUUUUUUUGUUUGAUUGGAACCUUUUCCUU
Helicoverpa zea (corn earworm) is the source of this 1296-nucleotide messenger RNA. RefSeq lists its product as uncharacterized. The record is from RefSeq and is a predicted model, not a curated record. The coding region runs from base 1 to 1185 and encodes 394 amino acids. Lineage: Eukaryota; Metazoa; Arthropoda; Insecta; Lepidoptera; Noctuidae. Gene Ontology annotation, biological process: multicellular organism development; chorion-containing eggshell formation. Gene Ontology annotation, molecular function: structural constituent of egg chorion. Gene Ontology annotation, cellular component: egg chorion. The transcript is spliced from 4 exons.